Messenger RNA from Dromaius novaehollandiae (emu), 2514 nucleotides. It is a transcript of the gene LMX1B, whose product is annotated as LIM homeobox transcription factor 1 beta. Gene Ontology annotation, cellular component: nucleus. The transcript has 8 exons. Gene Ontology annotation, biological process: neuron differentiation; regulation of transcription by RNA polymerase II. The record is from RefSeq and is a predicted model, not a curated record. The coding region runs from base 347 to 1549 and encodes 400 amino acids. Gene Ontology annotation, molecular function: RNA polymerase II transcription regulatory region sequence-specific DNA binding; DNA-binding transcription factor activity, RNA polymerase II-specific. Lineage: Eukaryota; Metazoa; Chordata; Aves; Casuariiformes; Dromaiidae.
CCGCCGCUCCGCCCGGCCCGGCCCGGCCCGGCCCCGGGAGGGCCCCGCGCGGGGCGUGGGGCGCCGGCGCUGCUCGGGAGCAGGUGACGCCGCGGGCUGCCCCGCGCCGUGUGCGCGGCAUGUGCGCGCCCGCGUAGCGCGGACGGCCCCCAUGGGCAGCGGCUGCGGCUCCCUCCUCUGCCCCCCGUCUCUGGAAGUGCAGGCAGGCAACGCUCCUCAUGUCUCCCAGAUAAAAAUAAAGGCGACUCCCUCCUCCCGGCCGCAGAGUGCCCCCGAGCCCGGCCAGGCGCGGGGCUGAGCGACCCCGCCGCCCGGCAGCGCGGCCCCGGCGACCCCCGCCCGCCCCAUGGAUAUUGCAACAGGUCCCGAGUCCUUGGAGAGGUGCUUUCCGCGGGGCCCGUCGGACUGCUCAAAGAUGCUGGACGGUAUUAAAAUGGAAGAUCACCCUCUGCGCUCGGGUCCGGCCACGUUAGGAGUGCUACUGGGCUCGGACUGUCAGCACCAGGCCGUGUGCGAAGGCUGCCAGCGGCCCAUCUCGGAUCGCUUUCUGAUGCGGGUGAACGAGUCGUCCUGGCACGAAGAGUGUUUGCAGUGCGCGGUGUGUCAGCAAGCCCUCACCACCAGCUGCUACUUCCGGGACCGCAAGCUCUACUGCAAGCAGGACUACCAACAGCUGUUUGCUGCUAAGUGCAGUGGAUGCAUGGAGAAGAUUGCUCCGACCGAGUUCGUGAUGAGAGCCCUGGAGUGUGUUUACCACUUAAGCUGCUUCUGCUGCUGCGUUUGCGAACGACAGCUGAGAAAAGGGGACGAAUUUGUUCUUAAGGAAGGACAGUUGCUCUGCAAAAGUGACUAUGAAAAAGAGAAAGAUUUGUUGAGCUCGGUCAGCCCAGACGACUCAGACUCAGUUAAAAGUGACGAUGAGGAUGGGGAUGUUAAACCCACCAAAGGACAAGUAACCCAAGGAAAAGGAAGUGACGAUGGGAAGGACCCAAGGAGACCUAAGCGACCAAGGACAAUACUUACGACGCAGCAGAGACGAGCCUUCAAAGCUUCCUUCGAAGUGUCUUCCAAGCCCUGCAGGAAGGUCAGAGAAACACUAGCAGCUGAAACAGGACUCAGUGUGCGAGUUGUCCAGGUCUGGUUUCAAAACCAAAGAGCAAAGAUGAAAAAACUAGCACGACGGCAUCAGCAGCAGCAGGAGCAACAAAACUCUCAGCGACUAGGGCAAGAAGUGAUGUCCAACCGAAUGGAAGGGAUGAUGACAUCUUACACACCGCUUGCACCUCCACAGCAGCAGAUUGUAGCAAUGGAUCAAAGCAGUUAUGGCACAGACCCAUUUCAGCAGGGUCUUACCCCGCCACAAAUGCCAGGCGACCACAUGAACCCUUAUGGAAACGACUCCAUUUUUCAUGAUAUCGACAGUGAUACCUCUUUAACUAGCUUGAGCGACUGUUUUCUUGCCUCUUCCGAAGUUAACUCCAUGCAGGCUAGAGUAGGAAACCCCAUUGACAGGCUGUACUCUAUGCAGAGCUCAUAUUUCGCCUCAUGAAAAUAAAAGAAAACAAACAGUCGGCGUAUAUUUAGCCAGUGACUUUUUCCAGUGCAGACUCUACAGCCAUAUGUUGCCCAGCUCUUCCUUCACAGUGACUCCUGCUGCCUCUGGACUGCAAAGAGCAUUUUUAGGAAGACUAUGUGUGUGUAUAUAUGUGUGUGUGUGCGUGUGUGUGUGUGUGUGUGUGUGCGUGUGUUUGUGUGUGUGUGUGUGUGUGUGUGUACAUACACACAUCAUAUAUAAAUGCAUACAUACACACACACAUACGCGCACGCACACACACACACACACACAUAUAUAUAUAUAAAACAAAACAAAAAUAUCCUCCAGUCCCUUACCCUUGAUUACCCAGCUUGCACCAGACCAAGAGACAAGCAUGGAAGGAAUAGAAGACCCUGCUCUUCAGCAGCCUUUGUUUUGGUUUGGUUUGAGCUCAUCGUUGUAAAGGAAAUGGAUUUUGCAGAAAGCUAGACCUUUUCCUCCUUUCUCUAGUCCUUUCUUUUGGAUGUUUAAACUUUUUUUUUAAAAGCCACUGAUACUGACAUCAGUCGACCAUAUGACAAAUAAAUCAAAGAAACUGGAGAUUCCUCCCUUUUCUUACUGCAUGAUUCAUACUAUGUUGUGGACAAAUUGCCAUUUGAACUGUGAGAAGUUAAUGUAAAUGUGACGUUCAACCUUUGUUUCCUUUCUACACUUUUUCUGCAUAACCUAGAUCUGCUCAUUAGUUUAUAGCCCUUAUACAUAUGAUACUGAGGAAACUGGUUAACAGUAACAUUUGUGGAGAAAGCCAGUGAUUUCGUAAUAGGAAAGGUCUAUGACCCUGGAGAGGUGAUGCAUGUUAGGGGCAGAGGCGUUUAGGUUAGUAUUGAUCUCAAAUAAUUAAAACUAAAGGUGCUUACAAGACAGAGUUUUAUUUAAUUUUUGAAGUGUGAGAAUAAAACAUUUACUUUUGUUUGUCAGUA